Messenger RNA from Tribolium castaneum (red flour beetle), 1642 nucleotides. Its product is annotated as serine-arginine protein 55. Gene Ontology annotation, cellular component: nucleus; cytoplasm. NCBI's taxonomy places the organism in Eukaryota, Metazoa, Arthropoda, Insecta, Coleoptera, Tenebrionidae. The record is from RefSeq and is a predicted model, not a curated record. Bases 1 to 849 code for a protein of 282 amino acids. The transcript has a single exon. Gene Ontology annotation, molecular function: mRNA binding.
AUGGUAGGGUCUCGCGUGUACGUCGGGGGGUUGCCGUACGGGACCACCGAGCGGGACUUAGAGCGCUUUUUCAGGGGCUACGGGCGCAUGCGGGACGUGCUCAUCAAAAACGGCUACGGGUUUGUUGAAUUUGAUGAUCAUCGCGAUGCCGACGAUGCUGUAUAUGAAUUAAACGGUAAAAAACUUUUAGGGGAGCGUGUGACUGUCGAACGGGCCCGAGGGACACCCCGAGGUCGAGACCAAUGGUCCAGCCGCAGCGACCACCGCUCCCAUGAACGCUACGGGCCCCCCACCAGAACCAAUUACCGACUUAUCGUCGAAAACCUCUCGUCUCGCAUUAGCUGGCAAGACCUGAAAGAUUACAUGCGCCAGGCGGGCGAAGUCACUUAUGCCGACGCCCAUAAACAGCACCGUAACGAGGGCGUCGUCGAGUUCGCCUCGUACUCAGACCUCAAAAACGCCAUCGAAAAGCUAGACGAUACCGAGCUGAACGGCAGACGCAUUCGGCUGAUCGAGGAUCGAAAACGCAGUAGACGAUCAGGCUCGUACAGCAGCCGUAGUCGCUCCCGCAGCCGCUCCAGGUCCCGAAGCCGCUCCAGAUCUAAAAGCCGCUCCAGAUCGGCCAGCGCCAAACCCAACAGCAAGUCCAGAUCCAGAUCAAACUCGCGCAAAAAGUCAGUCGAUCGCUCCAGAUCUAACUCGCGCAAGAAGUCGGUCGAGAGAUCCAGAUCGCGCUCAAGGUCGCCCAAACGAUCAAGGGAACCGUCGAAGGAGGCCUCCAGGUCCAGGUCAAGAUCCCCAAGCAAAGAACGCAGCAAGUCCAGAUCGCGCUCUGCCUCACCCAACUAAUUCUUCAAACACACUUGUAGUAAAAAGUUGUAGCUUUUAGUCCUCUAUAUUUUAGCAUUUAUAACCAUAUAUUUUGUUUAAUCAUAAUCGCGUUAUAUACUUUUGUAUAUAAUAUUAUUUGUAAUGAGUUUCUUGGACGAAUUGCGCACGAAAAAACACACUUUGAGACCCACGACCACGAUUUUGACACAUUUGGACGGCAGGAAAUUUGAACAAAGUGGUGCAGAAAGCACACAAGUGGCCACAGCACAAUACGGAUUUAUCGUCGAUAAUAAACCAGAUAACGUCCCGGCAAAAAUCACCGAUUAUCUCUAUUUGGGAUCUCAGGAUUGUUGUGAUUCAACAGUUUUGCAAAAUUACCAAAUUGAAAACGUUCUGAGUGUCGGAAUUCAAGUCGAGUGUGACAGAAAUCAUAAAUACGUCGAGUGUUUGGAUUUACCGGAAACAGACUUGGGACAAGUUCUAGCGCAAAGUGUUAGUUUUAUCGAGAAUGCUGUGCAAAAACAGAGUAAUAUUCUAGUGCAUUGUAACGCCGGUGUGAGCCGAUCGGCCUCCAUUGUCAUAGGUUAUUUAAUUUUAGUUCGUGGUUUAAAUUUUUUCGAUGCAUAUAAUAUUGUAAAAAAGGCCAGGAGUUGUAUUCGACCGAAUGACGGAUUUGUUACGCAACUACGGAGUUUGACUAGAUCGUAAUUUUUUCAUUGGUUUUUGUAGUUUGUAGAAUUGUUCAUUAAAGUUUUUUAUUGGUAUGAUAAGAAUUAAUUGUAAUUUAACUUCCAAUAAAGUUUUAUAUUUA